AUGGCUGCCGUUGUCUUGGUCAAUCUAGAAAGCGGGUGCCUGGACCGGGUUGCGCAGAAGCUCGGGAUAUCGUCACCUCGUCUCGCCUUGUUUCGCUGGCUGGGCCGGUUUGCUUGGCGGGAGAGCUGGAGUCCAUCCAGAACAUUACCCUUGGGCGGUUACGUAACUGGGUUAGCGAGGGCACCCAGUGGACGCCCCCCGGAUUUGCAGGCCUGUAGCGGCGUUGGAACUCAGUGCUGCAGUCCGCCCACGCUGCCACAGCACCUGAAAUUUGGUGCCGGGCUGCACUGGAAGCUCGGCCAGCUGGCACUCACCAUCGCCAGGCGAGCCGCCGUCGGCAUUUCCCGUGAGAAUCUUGUGCAUGACGUGUUUUUCCGACGCUCCACGGCCGUCGCGGUCCAUGACCAAUCAACGCCCCCAUCCCGAAAUUCGCCUUCUUUGAGGCUCAAUGCAGGAGGACCGCCCGGGACACCGCAGAAAAGAGCUCCCCAUCCAUUCCUCAUCAUCGUAUCAUCGGCCGACAUCAACAACAGCCUACACCUACAACUACACAUCGCCUUCCAUUCUGUCUCUCUCGUCCCGCCCGACAAGGCCAAUGGAUCCCGACGUCUAGCCAUGACCCAAGACUAUUUUCCGCCCAAGGGGAAGGCCCCGAGCGCCUCCCGCGACAUCGACAACCACAGCGACGACGUCGACGUCAACGGCAACCCCGACAGCCCGUCCAACACCGCCGGCGCCUCGGGCCCUGGCUUCGUCACCGUCGGCACCGGCUCGACCUCGCACCACGCCGCCAGGCUGCAGUCGCUCCUCGACAACGACUCCGGCUACGGCGGCAGCAUGGCCGACGGCGACUUCAACGCCGCCAAGCUGCCUCUCGGCUCACCGCGGACUGACCCGAGCAUGGCCGACAUGCCUCUGGGUUCCUCGUCCCUCGCAUACGCCGAUGCCGACGCCGACGCCGAGCGCAGGACUCAGGAUGCCGCUAUCCACCAGUUGUGGUACAACCAGCAGCGCCUCAAGCUCGCCCGCUCCAUCAACAAGGCCGUCGAUCUGCUCAAGAACCUCCAGGAGAUGAACGUCACCUGGCCCGCCCACUACCCUUCCGUGCAGCGAGCCGAGACCGCCUCCCCCGAACGCCAGCGAGAGCAAGAGCGCCAACGGCGACCCUCGUCCUCGUCGAGACCAAACUUCCAUCAGACGCACUCCAUGGUCGGUGAACCGUCGAGUGCUCGCGCCCCCGGUCUGCGCCGUUCCAUGACCAGCUUCGACGACUACAAUGCCGCCGAAUCCAGCAGGGAUGCCGAGACCAAGACCGCUCCCGAGCCCAGGCUCGUCUCCCCCCAGAUCGCCCAGGAAUUCUCCAUCCUCAAGCUCGACCUGAAGCUAGGUUCCCUGCACCAGGCCGAGCUGGUGCACUCGUUGGAAAAAGGCUCCAUCGCUUCCUUGCUGGACGGCAAGAUCAGCUCUUCCAUCAAGCAUCUACAGUCCCUGAGGGAGAGGAUCGACGACACAUCGAGCAAGGUGCUGGUGACUGGAGAUCUGAAUGCCGGCAAGUCCACCUUCUGCAAUGCGCUCCUGCGCAGGAAGAUCCUGCCCGAGGACCAGCAGCCCUGUACCAGCAUCUUUUGCGAGGUCUUGGAUGCAGCAAGGGAAAACGGUGGUGUCGAGGAGGUCCACGCCGUUCACAAGGACGCCACCUACAACCGCCACGACGAGACCACAUACGAUGUCUUCCCGCUUCAGAAGUUGGAGGAUAUCGUUUUGGACAACACCCACUAUAUGCAGUGCAAGGUCUACGUUCGCGACGUACGCUCUAUCGACGAGUCUCUACUAACCAACGGCGUCGUUGAUAUUGCCCUGAUCGACGCUCCAGGCCUGAACUCGGAUACGACCAAGACGACAGCCGUCUUCGCCCGGCAGGAAGAGAUCGAUGUGGUCGUCUUCGUGGUGUCCGCAGCGAACCACUUCACCAUGACGGCCAAGGAGUUUAUCUGGGCGGCCGCAGCAGAAAAGGCUUACCUGUUCAUCGUGGUGAACGGAUUUGAUGGCAUUCGUGCCAAGGAGAGGUGCGAGAAGAUGAUUCUCGACCAAGUACAAGGUCUCAGCCCGCGAACAUUCAAGGAGUCUUCCGAACUGGUCCACUUUGUGUCGAGCAACGCGGUACCAACGGCACCGCCCCCUGGCGGCCCUGACGGAAGCGGCAGCGGCAGUUCGAGCGGUGGCGGAGGCGGGGAUGACCCGAGUGAUGACCCUAAGGGCAAAGGUAAAGACAAGGAGAAGAUCCAGGAUUUCGAGAGGUUGGAACAGUCACUUCGAAGAUUUGUCCUGGAGAAGCGUGCAAGGUCCAAGCUGGCGCCUGCCAAGACGUACCUCACCAACAUCCUGAACGACGUCAAUGUGCUCGCCAACGUCAACGCCCAGGUAGCUCAAGCUGAGCUUGACAGGGUAACAAAUGCCCUGCAAGAGAUCGAGCCCCUGCUCGAUGCCUCCCGUAAGGCCAAGGCAGAAGUUGGCGAUGAGAUCGAUCAAACCAUCGAGGAGACCUGCAAGGAGAUCUAUGACCACACGAGAAACACCCUGAACACAGCCAUCACCAAUGCUGGCGAGAGCAACCUGGGCGUUCCCUACCACGGCAUCUUUAACGCCUUCCAGUUCGCCGAAGAUCUGAAGGAAGCGAUGCUGUCAGAGAUCCAGGCAUCUGUGACUACUUGUGAGGAACACGCUCGCGCCAAGACCGUUGGCGGCGUCAACGCCAUCAAGCAAUUGGGAAUUCUGCACCUCGGCGACGAAUAUCACGACCUCAACUUCCGAUCCGAUGUCAUGUUCCGAAGACGGCGAGAUGCUCUUGCCAAGCAGAUUGACAUUCCUACUGAACUGUGGGACUUUGUCGAUUGGUCGACCCUGGUGCAGCGCCAGGAGAAGGUCGCUGGCACUGGUAUGGCUUUGACUGUCGCUACCGCUCUCGGCGGCCGACUCAUCGGAGGGUAUGGGUGGAUGGACCACGCACUCAGUGCGGCCAAGGUCCUGGGCAACGACAAUCUACGACGGCUGAUUGUGCCUGGCCUCAUCGUUGCGGUUGUCUCCGCCGCCGCCUACGUUCUCCAGCAGGUCCCGCAGUCGCUGCCUCACAGGCUGUCGACCAAGAUCUCCACGCAGCUUGAAGCCAUCGACUACGUGCAUGCCAACAGCGCCCGAAUCUCGAGUUCGGUCCGCAAGGUCCUGCGCUUCCCCGCAGAUAACCUUCGGGUUGGUCUCACCCGCUCGGUGGAGCAGCUGGGGGCUCGUCGUGACGAGACCCUGAAGACUCGCGGUGAGAGCGAGGUCGCCCUCAAGUACUUUGGCAACCUCGUGCGCGACAGCGCCGCCCACCGCAGGAUGGUGGAAGAGGUCGAUCUGGACGCACACCCGCAGGGUGCUGCCGGCGUGCAUGCCUCCUCCUGA
Messenger RNA from Neoarthrinium moseri, 3441 nucleotides. RefSeq lists its product as uncharacterized. The record is from RefSeq and is a predicted model, not a curated record. Gene Ontology annotation, molecular function: GTPase activity; GTP binding. The coding region runs from base 1 to 3441 and encodes 1146 amino acids. Gene Ontology annotation, cellular component: mitochondrial outer membrane. The transcript is spliced from 4 exons. Gene Ontology annotation, biological process: mitochondrial fusion. NCBI's taxonomy places the organism in Eukaryota, Fungi, Ascomycota, Sordariomycetes, Amphisphaeriales, Apiosporaceae.